AUGGAGGAAGAGGGCAGCGGCGAUGGACAGACAGUAGACAGCAGGAUACCCCCGGGGGGAGAUGGUGCAGCAGGACCAAGUAAUGACACAAUCGAUGAAGGUUUGCCAGAAGACCAGUUUCCUGUUGACUUAAAGGCUGUGGAGCAGCUCAGUGAAGGACUCCUAGCGCAUUACUUACCCAAUCUUCUUCAGAACUCAAAGCAUGCCUUACAGGAACUCACGCAGAAUCAAGUGGUAUUACUGGACACACUAGAUCAGGAAAUCUCCAAAUUCAAAGAGUGUGGUUCAGUUCUGGACAUCAAUGCCUUGUUUUCCGAAGCCAAGUAUUACCAUAACAAGUUAGUGAAUAUUAGAAAGGAAAUGAUGCUACUUCAUGAAAAGACCUCAAAAUUAAAGAAGCGAGCACUAAAAUUGCAGCAGAAAAAAACAGGAGGAAAAUUUAAGCAAGAACAGCAACGUGAGCGUGCGCUGGGGAGAGAAAAACAAUUGACAGCCAAGCCGGCUAAAAGAACAUGA
Staurois parvus is the source of this 516-nucleotide messenger RNA. NCBI's taxonomy places the organism in Eukaryota, Metazoa, Chordata, Amphibia, Anura, Ranidae. The record is from the annotation of a GenBank genome assembly.